This is a messenger RNA of Laetiporus sulphureus 93-53, 1806 nucleotides long. RefSeq names its product 3-oxoacid CoA-transferase. Gene Ontology annotation, molecular function: succinyl-CoA:3-oxo-acid CoA-transferase activity. The record is from RefSeq and is a predicted model, not a curated record. The coding region runs from base 106 to 1677 and encodes 523 amino acids. Lineage: Eukaryota; Fungi; Basidiomycota; Agaricomycetes; Polyporales; Laetiporaceae. The transcript is spliced from 11 exons. Gene Ontology annotation, biological process: ketone body catabolic process.
GCGAUGGCGGCAGGCAUAAGUGCUUAUCCGUCCAGCACGGGUUGUAUUUGAGCAGGUCAGCGAAGUGCACGCUGCGCAUAUAACUUCCCCAGCUCAAAGUCGGAAAUGCUCGCGGCACGGCGAGUUGGCGCGUCGCGGUCGGCACGCCGCAUCUCAGGCACAGGCCCACGCGUCGUGCGCUUGGGCAUCACGCAGUAUAGCACUGCGGCAGUCGAGCUGCCCGUGUCUAACAAGACGAAGGUGUGGGACUCGGUCGACGAAGCGAUUAACGACGUGAAGUCCGGAGAUGUGCUCUUGAGCGGAGGUUUUGGCUUGUGCGGAACGCCAGACACUUUGAUAGGCGCGUUAGCGAAGAGAAAGGACGUUACAAAGUUGACUGCUGUGUCCAACAAUGCCGGGUCCGGAGAGCUCGGCCUGGGAAAGCUCCUGCACACCGGACAGAUUGACAAGAUGAUGGCGUCAUACCUCGGAAACAACAAGCACUUUGAGUCCCUCUAUCUAAAUGGGAAGAUCUCGCUCGAGCUCAUCCCACAAGGCUCGCUUGUCGGCCGUCUGAACGCGCAUGCAGCAGGCAUACCGAUGUUUUACACGCCCACCGGGGCCUCCACCGCGGUGGAGGAGGGUUCGAUCCCAAUCCGAUAUAAGGAAGGCGGGAUGUGCGCCGGCAUAGCGAUUCCAGGCAACAAGAAGGAGGCGCGCGUUAUCGAUGGAAGGCGAUUCAUUCUCGAGCCGGCAAUCGCUGGUGAUGUCGCCUUUAUCAGGGCAUGGAAGGUGGAUGAAGUGGGGAAUUCUGUGUUCAGGUAUACCGCGAACAACUUCUCUGCGACGAUGGCAAAGAAUGCGAAGCUGACGAUUGUCGAGGCUGAGAACAUCGUACCUGUCGGUUCGAUCUCUCCAAACGCCGUUCAUGUCCCAAGCGUCUACGUUGAUCGAAUCGUGCAAGCGACUGCCCCGAAGCAGAUCGAGAUCAUGACGUUGGCGUCGGGUGACAAGUCAGAAGACACGAAGCCUCUCAGUCCCGAGAAAACGAUUGCCCAGGAACAGCGAAACCGGAUGGCCAGACGUGCCGCAAAGGAGAUCAAAGACGGGUUCCACGUCAACUUGGGGAUAGGGAUACCAACGCUGGUUCCUGAGUUCCUUGCACCAGGCGUGCGAGUAUGGUUGCAAAGCGAGAAUGGCAUCCUUGGCAUGGGACCCUACCCGACCAAAGAGCAGCUGGAUGCUGAUAUUAUCAACGCCGGCAAGGAGACUGUGACGCUGCUCCCUGGGGCGUCCGUGUUUGACUCCAACGAGUCUUUCUCAAUGAUCCGGGGCGGACACAUCGACUUGGCUAUUCUCGGCGCGAUGCAAGUCUCGCAAGCAGGUGACAUUGCCAACUUUAUGAUCCCCGGGAAGAUGGUGAAGGGUAUCGGAGGGGCGAUGGACCUGGUGUCAAACCCGGAUAAGACGAAGGUUAUUGCGGUGAUGGAACACUGCGCGAGAGACGGCAGCCCGAAGAUCCUGAAGGAGUGCGCGUUGCCGCUGACCGGCGCGAGAGCCGUGAGCCAGAUUAUCACGGAGCUGGCGGUGUUCGACGUGGACCGCCAGGCUGGCGAGCUGCGGCUGGCUGAGCUGGCGGAAGGAGUGAGCUUGGAUGAGGUCAGGGCGAAGACGGGCUGUGGCUUCGGAGCGAUGUAGUAUUAUAUCGUGCGCACUGUUCCCCGCGGUGCUGUAAUUAUACCCCGUGGGGAGGCGACAUCCGGAACGCAUGGGAGAUCGGCAUCGGCGGCGGGAAGGCAGCGGCGGUCGGCCAUGCCUAAUUAGGCG